Molecule: messenger RNA, 420 nt
Organism: Ostreobium quekettii
Lineage: Eukaryota; Viridiplantae; Chlorophyta; Ulvophyceae; Bryopsidales; Ostreobiaceae
Source: the annotation of a GenBank genome assembly
AUGGAGCAGGUGUGUGAGAUGCUUGCGCAGAUCCCGGCUGAUUGGGCUGGACAUGGAGGAAACAGAGAGGAAGAUUCGAUGACAGAGCUGCAGGCAAUUAUCGGCCGGGUCUCCCAGCUGCGUCCAGCCAUCCGGUACAAUCGCCGAAUCCUCACCUUCUUCCUGGAACAGAUCGAGCGCAUGCGCGGCAUCACGACUUGCACCGAUUGGCCCAUGGAGUGCCGCCUGCCUGUGGUGCACAAGUUGGAGUCGCUGCUGCUCUCCAGUGAGUGCAUGAUCAAGCCACAUGCAAGUCGCUUCGAUGUUCUGAAUUUCUACACCAUGUCCGAGGCACGAUGGGUGGUGCAGGAGCCAAACGGCCUGCACGAAGAUGAGAAGGAUGCUGAUGACAGCGAUCCCUUUUGGCGACGAGUGGCAUGA